This is a messenger RNA of Enterobius vermicularis (human pinworm), 1623 nucleotides long. Lineage: Eukaryota; Metazoa; Nematoda; Chromadorea; Rhabditida; Oxyuridae. The record is from the annotation of a GenBank genome assembly.
AUGAAUGUCAAAAGUAACUAUUAUAAGCCAUUGGAAGUUGACACCUUUAGACGUAAUUAUGCCGAAAAAAGUGGGUACAGUUUGAAAAGGAAUCAAUCUCCGGUUGCAGUCAAACCAAUUCUUCAUGUUGCUAUUUCUUCCGAUACAUCAACAGAUUCAACACAUGAGGAUCACUAUGCAGUACCAGACACCAGACUUCGUUCGUCGGUAAUUCCAUUAGAUAGUCGACCGUAUUUGGGUCCACCAGGUCCGUCAUAUGUUGCUCAAAGCUAUUAUGACGAUUCUCGUUUGUACAAUAGAGAAAUCCGAAACAAAUCGCAGAAAUUGAGCUGUGAAUUUGAUGAUGAAAAAGCCACAAGAACCUUUACAAAGCAUAUUAGCUUUGAGCCGCCAAUAAUGAAGACAGCACCGAGUGAAUUGAAGCAAGUCACCUUUCAAAGAAGUCCAAAGCCUGUGUUCGGCACUGAAAACUACUUUGUGGGUAAGAGGAUUGCAGGCAGAGUUGUUAACCCAAAAACUCCAAUGAUCAAAAGCUACUGGGAAGCCAAUAUACAACGAGAGGAAAAACUGAAGGAGGAAGCAAAUAACGUGCGACCGAGAAAAACUUUUGGUUUCCCACGGUGGCGUUCUAAUGAUGCAUUAUCGGCAUCUUUAGUGGCUUCAAAGUCGAACGCAAUGAUUCAUCAGAAUGCUGAAACACCAAAGAAGCUUCAGAAAGGCAAAUCUUUAGACUCUUUAAUGAUGCAGUUGGAUUACCAGCCAUGGUAUGACAGAAAUCAGAUUCGCGAAGCCAUAAGUCGUGAAUCAAUAGCAAACCUUGGAGCUACAAAAGAUAAAUUUGAAAAUGGUGCUCUUAUGAGAAAUAACAAUCGACAUCAUGACAGCACUACUUCAUCAUCACUUUAUGAUUCACCUAUCCAACAUAUUCAGCUGAAGGUUGACCAACGAUAUCCUGUUAAUUUUCCGAAGGAGAAAAAUAACGAUUAUUUCAAAUACGAAAAUGGACAAUCGUUGGAACCCAAAGAGAAGAACAGCGUACAACAUCGGCAGGAGAAACAGGUGGUGCAAAAAAAAUUACCUGGAGAAUCAAAAAUAAAUCAAAAAUUUUCUGAUGCUAAUCUGACAAAUGAACAAGAGAUAUUUUUGCUGUUUAUCAAACAAAAUGUCGAUUUGGUUGGAGGCCUUGGUAUAAUCAUACCUGAUGGUGUUAAAAAUAUUAUGAAUGAACUGCAGUGGCGAAAGGUAGAACUUCGACCGGUUUAUGAGGAAGAAUCAAGACGCCUAACGGCUGAAUUCAAAAGCUAUCAACCUCAGAAUGUACAAGUACAAAACAAUAAAAGUGGACGUUAUGUAAAAAAUCCAGCUGCUGUAAACGGAAAUGCUAAUCAUCGAAUUAUUUCACGAAAAACUUUUGAUAUGUCGAACAAACAAAUGCCCGAAAAUCGUCGUCCAAUUAUGCAAGAUGUCGACAGAGAGAAAGCAGGUGAUUCAUUAAUUGCUGCCGAAAUACGAAUGUUACGCGAUCGUGAAGAAGAACUCCGCCGGAGCCGCAGCGAACUAGGACUUCCAAAUUUGGAAGAUACCAUCGAAAUUUGGAGAAAUGGGUUUGUUUUUACCAUUUGA